CUUCCCAUCAUGAUAUAUCAAAUUAUUUUUCCAGAAGAGUUUUACAGAUCAUUGUUCUCAAUAAUAGCGUGAAGAAGUUUUGAAAUGAUUUAUCUUGGCCUUGCUUUAUACCACAAUAACCUUGCAUUAUAACAGGGUUGUGCAAACUUUGUAUAUCCACUGUGUAUACGCAUUAACAUGUGAGUCAACAUCUGUGUUUGUGUGCCGACGGAAAACUUUGGUGAAUAGAGAGUGUUUGGGCUAUCUAAAGCAAACACAUUAAUCAGGAUGCGUGGUAGCCUGAGAGCACAUAUUACACGCAGAAGUGAGCCCAUGAAAAAAGGGAGAAAAGUGGCUUUUACCUUUCGCGCUUCAAUGUGUUUGCUCAUAAAAUGGACGUGUUACUUGAUCACCCCCUUCAAAAAUUGUUCACAAGCAUGAAAUAUAUACAUUAUGCUAUACAACUUCAAUUGUGUGUUUGUGGACAAAAGAGGUCUUGAAAUGUCAUUUGUCAAGUAUUCUUUGGCUAAAAGUGGUCACAAUGACUUCAUACUGCGGUUCAGACACAGCCAGCAUCUCAUUUAUUUGCAUCAGAUUUGCAUGACAGGCCUCAGAUGUGAUUGAAACAGUAGCUCCGGUGGAGUUUGAUUUGCCUUCGCGCACAGUUUGUGCCUUGUUGUCCAGGGUUGAGAGCUGUAAAGUCUCCCUGGCAUUUUCUUUUUCUUUUCUAUUCUUAUACAAGGUAUUUAGACGGAAAUAAAGCAAAUGUUCAAUAUGGUGUGUGUUCCCUCCAUCGUUAUGCUGGGAGUGGUUUAUGUGGCCUACGUGCUUAUUGGAGGGGUGAUAUUUUGGAAGUUGGAAGGGGAUUUCGGGGAGAAGGACAUCAGGCUUUUGUUGAUGAACAAACAGAAGCUAUUGUCAACAUACACGUGUCUGGAGCUAAAUGGCCUUGAGGAAGUGGCAAAGGUUAUUCAAGAUGCAUCGAAAGUGGGCCUUAGUUUGAAAGGCAACAGCACCACAGACGGAUUCUGGAAAUUUACCAGCUCGGCUGUUUUUGCUGCCACUGUGGUCACAACCAUAGGUUAUGGAAACAUGAGCCCUCGUUCCACCGCUGCUCAGAUCUUCUGUGUGUUCUUUGCCCUUUUUGGCAUCCCUCUCAAUGUGGUGGUGCUCAACAGGGUGGGCAAAUACAUGAUCGUAAUUGAGCGGAAUAUCUCCACAUUUCUUGAAGGACAAACCGGGAGAGCGAGGUGUUCACAUUUCUUCGUCCACCUGGUGUCCUACCUAUCCGGAGCUCUCCUCUUCUUCAUUGUUCCCAUGGUUGUGUUCCAGCUUCAUGAAGGUUGGACUUUCUCACAGGCCAUCUACUACUGCUUCAUCACCCUCAGCACCAUCGGCUUUGGAGAUUUUGUGGCUGACAAUAACCCAGAUAAAGUUUACCCGGAGUGGUACAGCUUUUUCAUUGCCUGCUGGAUAUUCUUUGGCCUGGCCUGGCUGGCGCUUAUCAUCAACCACUCCAGUGACAUCCUGGAAAAACUCAACACGCACCUCAAACAGUGUUGGGGGGGUCACCAGCAAGAGGAACAUGAGAGCAGCGACAAUGACACACAGCUACAACAGGAAGAUAAGGUCAAGCAGCCAUCGUUAACUCACUAAUCGUAAACAAGUGCACUGAAAAGAAUGACUUUGGGGUAUUGUAAAUUGUAUUAAAUUGACUGUAAUAUGGCUAUGUAAUAUGACUUAGGGUGAGACCCUAAGUCACAAGAGUCAAACUUGCCCACCAUAUUUUUUCAUGUGGCCCACAAAAGUUAAUCUUCUGCAUUAACUCCAUGUUUUUCAUUAAAGCAAAUUUAAAUACAAUUUAUUUAGCCCUAAAUAAACAAAA
Corythoichthys intestinalis (scribbled pipefish) is the source of this 1864-nucleotide messenger RNA. RefSeq names its product potassium channel, subfamily K, member 17 (gene kcnk17). The record is from RefSeq and is a predicted model, not a curated record. The coding region runs from base 745 to 1635 and encodes 296 amino acids. The transcript is spliced from 5 exons. Gene Ontology annotation, molecular function: outward rectifier potassium channel activity; potassium ion leak channel activity. Gene Ontology annotation, biological process: potassium ion transmembrane transport; stabilization of membrane potential. NCBI's taxonomy places the organism in Eukaryota, Metazoa, Chordata, Actinopteri, Syngnathiformes, Syngnathidae. Gene Ontology annotation, cellular component: plasma membrane.